AUGUCGACAGAUUCCGAGUCGGAUUACUUCGAUGAUGACGACUUUGUAGUCCCUGGAACCCCCGACAGGCCCUCCCGUCCCACAAAACGCCGCCGCAUUCGAAAUCGCGGGCAAGAGCGCGAAGGUCAAGAUGACGCUUCUUCGAUCGAAUCGUUCUCUGAUAUGGAGGAUGACGGAUUACCCUCCCGGGGCCGAGAAUCGCGUCGCGAUCUCGAAGAAUACCAGAAUCGCUCCAAAAAUAAGAGCUGUGUACUGAAGCAAGCCAGCGUCCAAAAUGACAUGUUCGUCACACAACUCACGCAACCUUCCUCAAGUCCAGAACGAAUACGGGGUGCACGAUGGCAGAAGCCCGUUGCGAAACCGCCUCCGCCAAGAUUUGAAGCUGGAGGACAAGAUGGUGCUGAUGAGCAGGAGAGGAAUUAUUCCCAUGAUGAUGAGGAGGAAUUGAUGGCCGCUAUCGCGGCUUCCUUAGAUUCAUUUGAAGAGGAGAAAACAAACAGAGCGGUAUUGCAACCCCCGAGUUUAUCAAACAAUACUGCUCCGAAAAAGCUUGCCUCGCCGGAAAAGACAAACACGCAUGUCUCUGCGGAUGUCCCGUUUGAGCUGGAGGACAUACCUGAAGGCGCAUUUGAUUCUUCGCCAUCAUUGUCCCCAGUAGCACGACCAGUCCAGCCUGCAGUUCCGCAAUUUAGUCAAUCCCGAGGCUCAUUCCGACAGCCCCAUCUCAGACAGAGCACGUUAUUCGGCAUGGUUGCUCCAAACCCCGAGGUCUUGGUUCCGCGCCAACCAGACUGGGGCCCGCCAGAAAAGACUGAGCCACCAACCCAACACAAACUUGUCAAAGAUGCUUUGGAUACAUGGGUCUACCCCACGAAUUUGGGCAAAACCAGAGAUUACCAGUUCAAUAUCACCCAAGCAGGCCUGUUUCACAAUCUACUCGUGGCCUUGCCAACGGGUCUGGGAAAGACAUUCAUAGCGGCUACGAUUAUGCUAAAUUGGUUUCGCUGGACAAAAGAUUCUCAAAUCGUUUUUGUAGCACCGACGAAACCCCUGGUUUCACAGCAGGUAUCGGCCUGUUUGGAUAUUGCCGGAAUCCCACGCUCGGAGUCGACAAUGCUCACGGGAGGAGCAUCACCGGGUAUUCGCGCCGAAGAGUGGAAAUCAAAGCGGGUAUUUUUCAUGACACCCCAAACACUGAUCAAUGACCUGAAGACCGGAAUCGCUGAUCCUAAGCGAAUCGUGUUGUUGGUCGUUGAUGAAGCCCAUCGCGCGACGGGUGCGUAUGCAUAUGUGGAGGUAGUCAAAUUCCUUCGACGCUUCAACAACAGUUUCCGCGUGCUCGCACUCACAGCAACGCCGGGUUCAACAGUCGAAUCGGUACAGGCGGUUAUUGAUGGGUUGGACAUAGCACGUGUUGAGAUCCGUACGGAGAACUCGAUCGACAUUCGCGACUACGUUCACGCUCGCAAUAUCGAAAUCGAAAUAUUUGAGAAUUCAGAUGAAAUGAUUUUCUGUAUGGACCUUAUGUCUGCAGCCUUGCAGCCCUUGCUUGAUCAACUCCGAACCAUCAACGCCUACUGGGGACGUGACCCUAUGGGGUUGACUGCGUACGGCCUCACAGUGGCGAGGCAACAAUGGAUGCAAUCCGAUGCUGGCCGGAAUGCCAGUUUCGGCUUGAAAGGCAAAGUCAACUCCAUUUUCACCGUUCUUGCUAGCUUGGCCCACGCUAUUGAUCUCCUCAAGUAUCAUGGUAUCGUGCCAUUCUAUCGCCAUAUCAUUCAUUUCAAAUCAAGCUCUGAGGGACAGAAAGGCGGAGGUGGCAAAUACCAAAAGCAAGUUGUACAGGAUGAUAGUUUCAAAAAGCUACUCAGCCAUCUUGAACCAUGGAGUAAGAAUCCAGAGUUCAUCGGUCAUCCGAAAUUGGAAUAUCUCAAGUCAGUGAUUCUGAAUCACUUUAUGGAUAGGGGUGAAGGGAAAGAGUUGCCGAACGGCACUAGUCAACCUGCGACCCGUGUCAUGAUCUUUGUGCAUUUCCGUGACAGUGCUGAAGAGGUCACGAGAGUGCUCAAAAGAUAUGAGCCCAUGAUUCGGCCUCAUGUUUUUGUGGGCCAAUCAAGCGCGAAAGGCUCUGAAGGCAUGGACCAGAAGACGCAACUCAAAAUCAUUGAGGAUUUCAAGAAAGGCACAUACAACACGAUCGUUGCUACAUCCAUCGGCGAGGAAGGAUUGGAUAUUGGAGAAGUCGAUCUGAUCGUGUGCUAUGACUCGUCGGCAUCGCCCAUCCGCAUGCUGCAGCGCAUGGGACGAACUGGCCGUAAGCGGGCUGGUAACAUCACUCUGCUAUUGAUGAAAGGCAAAGAAGAAGACUCCUACAUCAAGGCGAAAGAUAACUAUGAAAAAAUGCAGCAAAUGAUUGCCAGUGGCUCCCGAUUCACGUUUCACGACGAUCGUUCCGCACGCAUCUUGCCCCCGGGCCAAGAACUGCCAGAGCCGAAACGCAAAGGGCGGGCACCGAAGCGACCUGCGAAGGUGUUCCACAUGCCCGACGAUGUUGAAACAGGGUUUACUCGGGCCUCGAAUUUGGGUGGCGAUAAACCCCAGAAGAAGGCCACCGCAUCCAAAAAGGCAGCCAACCCCAUAAAGAGACCUCGGACCCCGACACCCGAGCCUGUGGAUGUUCCGUCGCUGGAGGACGUUGUUCUUAGCACGAGUGAGCAAAAUGAUCUUGAACAUCAUUAUCAGAACAUCGGUACCACUUCUCCGCAGUUCAUCCGAUUCCCUCGCAAUGACGCCUUUCCACGUUUGCAACUCAUUGAACGACCCACAAAGAACGUCAAGCAUGGGUCUCUCACCCGGCGCUUGGUAAAAGCCUUACAGAAGAUGCACGAGGCCGGCCCUGACUGCGAUCAGCGAUUUAAAGAUAUUUUGGCCCGUGAACCACUCUCGUCAGAUGAGUCCAGUCAGACGUCCCGGAAGAAUCCAACGAGGAAGCCUCGGCGCAACUCAAAGCUCUUGAAAACACCAUCUAAAAGCGCUGCUCGACAAGCUUCCAGCAAGACCACUGCAAACCCCGCUGGCGGGGAGGUUGUUUCUGUUUUAUCUCCAGAUCGUGAACCCAAGAAUGAUCCCUUUGCCUUCAUGGAUGGUGACUUUGAUGACGAUGGCUCGGACUUUGAAUUGAUGGAUGCUAGCCUUUUGUUUAGUAGUGGGUCUAAACCUAAGGGUCGGAAACCCAAUAGGCCCAUCAUUGAACAUAGUGAUGAGUGA
This is a messenger RNA of Penicillium mononematosum, 3267 nucleotides long. It is a transcript of the gene mph1, whose product is annotated as 3'-5' DNA helicase. Gene Ontology annotation, molecular function: four-way junction helicase activity; ATP binding; hydrolase activity. The record is from RefSeq and is a predicted model, not a curated record. Gene Ontology annotation, biological process: replication fork reversal; interstrand cross-link repair; double-strand break repair via synthesis-dependent strand annealing. The transcript has 2 exons. Bases 1 to 3267 code for a protein of 1088 amino acids. Lineage: Eukaryota; Fungi; Ascomycota; Eurotiomycetes; Eurotiales; Aspergillaceae.